Molecule: messenger RNA, 2290 nt
Organism: Erigeron canadensis
Lineage: Eukaryota; Viridiplantae; Streptophyta; Magnoliopsida; Asterales; Asteraceae
Product: acyl-coenzyme A oxidase 3, peroxisomal
Exons: 13
Coding region: 36-2057 (673 amino acids)
Biological process (GO): lipid homeostasis; fatty acid beta-oxidation using acyl-CoA oxidase
Cellular component (GO): peroxisome
Molecular function (GO): FAD binding; acyl-CoA oxidase activity; fatty acid binding
Source: RefSeq, a predicted model, not a curated record
CAUCAAUUUUAUCAUCUUCAUCUUCAUCUUCAUCAAUGGAUCGGGUCAAUUUUCGGACCCAAAUCUUAGCCCGGCAUCUUUACAACCACCAAAACCCCAUAACCACAAAUCUUGACGCCACCCCAUGUGUCAGCUACACUCCACCUGAACUAACAGAGCCACAAUCUGAAUUUGACACAAAAUCACUAAGAAAACUAUUAGAUGGAAAUAGUAUACAAGAUAUAGAUUAUAUAUAUAACUUAAUGAUACAGAGUACUCUGUUUUGCCCAAGAAACAGGGGAGGGAAAGUUUUUGUUUCACCUGAUUAUAAUCAGUCAAUGGAACAACAAAGAGAAAUGACCAUGAAAAGAAUUGAGUAUUUGAGAAAUUUAGGUGCUUUUAAUGGUUGGUUUGAUAAAAAAGGAUUUGAAGGUGAUUUGUGGAGAUUUGCACUUGCUGAAACUAUUAGUAUUUUUGAUCAUUCUCUUGGGAUUAAACUUGGUGUUCAUUUCUUUUUAUGGGGUGGUGCAAUCCGUUUCAUGGGUACAAAGCGCCAUCACGAUAAAUGGUAUAAGCCUACCGAGACUUAUGAAGUGAAGGGUUCUUUUGCAAUGACUGAAUUAGGACAUGGAAGUAAUGUCAGAGGCAUUGAAACGAUCACUCGAUAUGAUGCAAGCACCCAAGAAUUUAUCAUUAUUACUCCUUGCGAGUCUGCUCAGAAGUAUUGGAUUGGAGGUGCCGCUAAUCAUGCUACACACACAAUCGUUUUCUCACAGCUCGAGAUUGAUGGUGUGAAUCAAGGGGUGCAUGCUUUUGUAGCACAGAUCAGAGAUACAGAUGGAAAUGUCUGUCCAAAUGUCCGUAUUGCUGAUUGUGGUCACAAAAUCGGCUUAAAUGGUGUUGACAAUGGUCGAAUCUGGUUUGACAAUUUAAGGAUACCUAGAGAGAACUUGUUGAAUUCUGUUGCUGAUGUGUCACCAGAUGGGAAAUAUUUGAGUGCGAUAAAAGAUCCAGAUCAGAGAUUUGCAGCCUUUUUGGCCCCCUUGACGUCUGGGCGUGUAACUAUUGCUGCUAGUGCAAUGAACACAACAAAGAUUGGUUUAGCAACAACAAUAAGGUACUCUCUGUCAAGGAGAGCAUUUUCUAUCAUACCAAAUGAACCUGAAGUUCUCCUGCUCGAUUAUCCAAGCCAUCAGAGGCGUCUCUUACCUCUUCUCGCAAAAACAUAUGCUCUGACUUUUGCUUCAAACUAUCUGAAGAUGAUAUACGUGAAAAGGACACCUGAAUCAAACAAGACUGUCCAUGUUGUUUCAAGUGCACUCAAGGCUGUUUUAACCUGGCAUUGCAUGCGAACCCUUCAGGAAUGUCGAGAAGCUUGUGGUGGACAGGGCAUCAAGACUGAAAAUCAUGUUGGCCAUUUAAAAAGUGAGUACGAUGUUCAGUUAACUUUUGAAGGCGACAACAAUGUUUUGAUGCAACAGGUUAGUAAGGCACUCCUUGCGGAGUUUUUGGCGGCCAAGAAAAGGAACAAACCAAUUAGAGGUUUUGGACUAGAACACUUGAACAAACCGGCUCCCGUUAUUCCUUCACAACUCACAAGCUCAAUUCUAAGAACUUCUCAGUUCCAGACUGAGAUGUUCUGCUUACGCGAGAGAGAUCUAUUGCAUCGUUUUGUUACAGAAGUUUCACAGCAUCAAACUCAAGGAGAAAGCAAAGAACAUAUAUUCACAGUGACCUAUCAAAUUGCCGAGGAUUUGGGCAGAGCCUUCUCAGAUCGCUUAAUCCUACAAACAUAUCUUGACGUUGAAUCAACUGUUCCUGCAGGCUCUUUGAAGAAUAUAUUAGGUUUAAUGAGAUCAAUGUACACUACAAUUGUGAUGGAAGAAGAUGCAUCGUUUCUUCGAUAUGGCUACUUAUCAACAGCCAAUGCGGCAGUGGUUAGGAAAGAGGUCCCAAAACUGUGCAGUGAAUUAAGACCACAUGCACUUUCUUUGGUGAGCUCUUUUGGAAUUCCUGAUGCUUUCUUGGCACCAAUUGCUUUCAACUGGGUUGAUGCCAAUGCAUGGUCUUCAGUUUAAAGAUAAUAUACACAUUCAACUGUAGUCCUGUUUUCCAUAUGUAUUACAUGUAAGGACCCUUCACAUUCAACUGUAGUCUCGUUUUCCAUAUAUAUUACAAAUAAGGACCCUCUAUCUGUUGUAAAAUGAAGCAACAGAAGUUACUUCUGGUUUGCCGCCAUUUAUAUAGUUUUACCCUUUACCUAUUGUACACACAACGAUCAUUUGAUUAAUAAAAAGUUGCAUUAGCAUCA